This is a messenger RNA of Dermacentor albipictus, 4306 nucleotides long. Its product is annotated as protein Wnt-4-like. Gene Ontology annotation, cellular component: extracellular region. NCBI's taxonomy places the organism in Eukaryota, Metazoa, Arthropoda, Arachnida, Ixodida, Ixodidae. Gene Ontology annotation, molecular function: frizzled binding; cytokine activity. Gene Ontology annotation, biological process: multicellular organism development; canonical Wnt signaling pathway; neuron differentiation. The record is from RefSeq and is a predicted model, not a curated record.
GAAGCAGACGAACAGCGCGCGCGCGCGUCUGCUACGGCGGCUCGCAGACGACGACGCGGUUUUCGGGUGCGCCAUCGACGUGCGGUCCGGGCACCGUUCCGCGAUUACUUUCGGCUAUGGAUGUCUCUGGUGAAUUCGGGGUCCGCGUCGCAAACCCGGCAACAGCGGAAACUUGACGCAAACGCCCGCGAGAGGACGACGGUGUGAGGUGUGUGACCCCGGGACGGACACAACGGCAUGGGCGUGAGACCGGGCCCUCUGCUUGCGGUCUGGUUUGGGCUCGUCUGCUUCUCGUACCGGCCCGCGCACUGCAGUUGGUGGCUGCUGGGCAUGCCGAGCACGUACCAGAAUAUGCUGACGCUGAAGGCGUCAGCCCACUCGGAGAACUGCCACAAGCUCCGCUACCAGGUGAAGGAGAACCGGGACCUGUGCGUGCUCAGCCACCGGGCGCUGCAAACGGUGAGCCGCGGCGCCAAGCUGGGCAUCGACGAGUGCCAGUUCCAGUUCAGGGACAGCCGGUGGAACUGCACCACCUUCCACAACAUACCAUCCGUCUUCGGCGGAGUGCUCAACGUCAUGAGCCGCGAAAAGGCGUACGUGUACGGCGUGUCGGCCGCCGGCGUGGCGUACAGCAUCACGCGGGCCUGCAGCAAGGGCGAGCUGAACGAGUGCGGCUGCGACAGCGCCAUCCGGCAGCGCAAGCCGCGCGGCUCCUGGGAGUGGGGCGGCUGCUCGGACGACAUCGGCUUCGGCGCCCAGUUCAGCCGCAAGUUCGUGGACGCCGGCGAGGACCCGGCCACGGCGUCGGGACUCAUGAACCUGCACAACAACGAGGCCGGCCGGCGCACGCUGCGCCGCAGCAUGGAGACCGUGUGCAAGUGCCACGGCGUGUCCGGCUCGUGCUCGGUGCGCGUGUGCUGGCGCCGGCUGAAGCCGUUCCGCGCCGUGGGCGACGCGCUGUCGGUCAAGUUCGACGGCGCCACGCACGUGCACAUGACGCGCGCCGGGACCAGGGCGGGCGGCCGCAAGCGCCGGCCCCGGCUCCGGCCCGUGCUCAGGGACGUCAAGAAGCCCGGCAAGAAGGACCUCGUCUACCUCGAGGAGUCGCCCGACUACUGCACGCGCAACGAGACGCUAGCCGUGCUGGGCACCACCGGUCGCUCGUGCAACAACACCAGCUACGGAAUGGACGGCUGCCGGCUGCUGUGCUGCGGCCGCGGCUACCAGACGGUGGUGCGCGAGGUGGACGAGAAGUGCCACUGCAAGUUCGUCUGGUGCUGCAAGGUGCAGUGCCAGACGUGCAGGGUCACCAAAGAGGAACACUUCUGCAAGUGAAAACUGCGCGCGUCUCUUCCUCCUCAGCCUCUGCGGGGCGGCUCUAGUCCCUGGCACGCACCCGCCGCCACCGCCGCCGCCAACCGCGCCGCAUACACGAGCGAGGCAACAAAAGCCAGCCACACGGACGCGCGGGAACACAAGAAGGGGGAGAGCGCCUUGUCGCAUGCGUCGCACUCGGUAAAGCCAGCGUACUAGGCGGAAGCGCAUCCGCGAAAGAAGCGAACGGUUCCAUGUCGACUGCUGGAGCGACCAAUCUGGACUAUCCUCACGCGUUGGAAUGUGGCCUGGCCUGACGCUGAAGAUAUGAAGUGAUCCGCAGACGGGCGGGCAGCAGUUCGAACUGCAUGAGUGAACGUACGAUGGUUAAGCUAGGUUUGUCAGGCACUGGCAAAGCAUGAGCGAUUUACUAUACAGGCAUACACACUUCCUGUCUGGAGCGUCCGAUCAGUUUGUUUUGAAGCAGGGAAAGCGACGAUUUAGUUUGAUUGCUAGGCUUAGGCCGACACUGCGCGCUAUGGUAGUCGCAACAGCACUGAAGCCAUAUAGUUUUUAUUCCUGUAUACCAAACUUAGCGUCGCUUGACCGCUCCAGACGUAAGUGUGGACGUCUGUACACGCAAAUCGUUCAUUCGUAGGUAAGAGAAAGUAGGGGACCCAGCACGAGGUACGGCAAAGCGGCAAAAUUACGGCUUACGAGGCUAUCAUGGCAUUGCCUCCUGGACGACCUCCAGUAUUGCAGGGAACAGUCUUCGUCAAAAAGUAGAGAGCACCGUGCUUAAGAUCAGCGCUCUCGUUGGGCGGUGUUGUAGGUUCCCUGUGGUCAUCCUCCUGCGCUAUACGGUGGGGUGAAUAGCUUUUUUUUUCUCCCUCCUAUAGAAUUACAUGGCACUGCAACAGAAGCCAAACCACACGGCCUAGUGGCGUACAGCUGCAGUCACGCUUACAGUAGCGCCUGUACAGCGUUAACAGAGCCGCUAUCCAGAGGACAACCUUCCUCCCUCUGUGGCUGGGAGCAGUGGAGGCUCGCUUCAAAUGCUGAGUGGUGUAGAUGUGAACGUUGUCUUUAGAACCGAGUCAACUCUGUAUGAAAGAGCGCAACUUAAAGGAGCACCGAAAGACAGCGUUUAGAUCAAUCUGAAGUGAUAGAUGAUUGCUAAAAAAUGCCCAGUGUAUCUUUUACCGAGAACAGAGCAUUCGUAUAAUCGAAGGAACUGCGUAAAGGUCGGGCAGGAGGAUCGGCACCACCGCUGUAAAAUUGCUGGACCACAUCGCGGUGACAUUGUGUGUCCUUUUAAUGAUUGCGUUAGAACAUAUAAGAAAAUAUAGUUUGGAAAAUUUUAUUGAUCUCCCCCGCAAAAGAAAGUCUGCGCUGCGCCGACAUUCGAGCGACGUACCUUUACCGGCCUUCACUGACGAUCCGCUGUGCUAAGUUGCGGUUUUCUUAUCGACUACGUCGUCAUUUAGCCGACAGAAAAUGCAGCGACACCCUCGGAAUGAUAGUCUAUCAGUGUUUAAGGGCAGACCAGAACGGUAUGCUACCUUUUCGUAACGUUAUGUUCACCCUUUCGUCGGGUAAAGAAAUCCAGCUUAUAGGCCGAUAAAGCGAAGGCUGAAGCUUCCUUCAUUGGUGCAAGUUGGGCUUGUUGGUGACUUGUAAGGGCAUCAAACGUAACGCUUUGAAAACGAGGACAGACAAGGAACUACAAACAGUUGAUCUAGUCCAGUGUGUCCAGUUCCUCGUUUGUACUUCACUGCAACGCCAUCUCUUCUUUGAAUUUCGCCAACAGACCAUAUUGCCUACACGGCUUCAGCCUGCAGUCACAAAUAUUGCGGCACUUUCACGUGUUUGAGUUAUUUUGGUGUAGAAACGGCCUCAAACAUUGCAAUGUUGUGUUUCCUUUCAUCUUUUGUGCAAGUUAUCCCUUAAGGAAUUCAGUCAGCUCCGUAAUUAAACAAACUCUAUAUCGUCGGCCAGACGUAGCCACAGGAUAUGACGUCACAGGAGCUGGCGCGAAAAUUACAAGGUGGCAUCACCACCUGUAUCUUGUUUUAUAUAGUUUUCUGAAAUGCGAAGUCUCUGUUCUCUGUAAAAGUUGUCUAUUCGGUACUCAGGAGGAACAAUUUAGCAAUUUAACUUUAUCCCCCUUUUAAUAUUCCACCUAAUACUCGCAAAGUUCCUUCCAAGCUCUCGCUCGCGGCUUCAGGGGCUCACGCCGUCUAAGCGAAAAUCUGUUACGUCAGGCUGUUGCUCACUGUGUUUGGUAGGUUGGUUUGCUUUCUGUAGGAUACACCGCGACAACUCUGGCAAGGCACGCGCGCGGGAAAGGUGGUGUCGCAAACGCUUAUGCACAAGGAAUCGUGUCUAGACUAUCGUUUUAAAGUGUUUUCUUUGCAGAAGCCCAGCGAGAAAUCAUGCUUUAUGUACAUAAUUUCCUGCGAGAUCCGGUCUAUGGCUUCUAGAACUGACGGUGGCGCCAAUCGUGCCAUUCCCAAUGAGGAAGCUGAAGUGAACUGACGUAGAAGAUGGAAAGACGCCACCCAACUCCUGUCCAAUCGACCCUCACGGUACGCGAGUCGUCACCUGCGAGAAAAGCAGCUUCACCCAGUGUGCGGCCAAGAAGGAACCCUCCACACAAAUACACACCGAACCGGUGAAGUCGCCGUGGGCGCCCUGGACACCGCCAUAGCCAUUUCUUCACUCCCUCUUCUUUCAUCUCGCGUGUGUGACAGUGCAUCGUGCAUGGACGCGCGCAUAAAUAAUGCAUUAGUCAAGACGCGGCCUGUUGCGCGGUUGUUUUGUUGCACGAACCCGUCUCCCAGCAACUUUCACCAGGAGAUCGUUCGGCCAUUGACAGCUGCCGUGGCAUACAGUAUACUCGGUGUUGCAGGACUGGAACAAUGAGUUUCUUUUUCUCUUUCUUUUCUUCCAUUUUGCCUGGCGGAAGAAAAAUCUGUCCGGAGCAUUUUUA